This is a messenger RNA of Colletotrichum paranaense, 1656 nucleotides long. RefSeq names its product HET domain-containing protein. The coding region runs from base 1 to 1656 and encodes 551 amino acids. The transcript has 2 exons. NCBI's taxonomy places the organism in Eukaryota, Fungi, Ascomycota, Sordariomycetes, Glomerellales, Glomerellaceae. The record is from RefSeq and is a predicted model, not a curated record.
AUGCAUCUGAUCAACACGGCGACAUUGGAGCUCGAGGAGAAAGAAAAGAAGGGCUUUCUCAAGAUCGAAUCGUUCUGCCAGCUAGCCUCGCAGAACGGAUACACCCAUGCUUGGGUAGACACCAACUGCAUCGACAAGCGCAGCUCCGCCGAGUUAUCGGAAGCUAUCAACUCUAUGUUUGCCUGGUACCGAGAAGCAGCGUUUUGUUACGUUUAUAUGGCCGACGUAUCAAUCUCAAGCAAGACCAUUGAUCAGCGCGACCUGAAGAUCCAGUUUCUAAACAGCAAAUGGUUUACUCGUGGCUGGACUUUGCAGGAGCUUAUUGCCCCCCGCCGCAUCAACUUUUACACUCAGGAUUGGACACUUCUUGGAACAAAACGAAGUUUGCUUGACGUAAUACAUCGAGCAACCGGAAUUAAUAAAGAAUGUCUCUUAGGCCAUGCAUCCCCUUCCGACUUCAGUGUUGCCGCAAUCAUGUCUUGGGCCGCUAGCCGUGUUACAACUCGCUUCGAAGAUCAAGCGUACUGUCUCCUCGGUCUCUUCGGUGUCAACAUGCCGCUUCUCUACGGAGAGGGCGGCAAGGCUUUCCUGAGGCUUCAAGAGGAGAUAAUCAGGGUCUCUGAUGACCAGAGCAUCUUCGUCUACGACAUACCCACCCUGUCUAUGACGGCACCCUUGGCCAAUUCACCUGCGCUCUUCGCUGAUUCUCUGGACGUCGGCCGCAGGCCCCGUCUGAUAACUCCGAUGGACACGAUGCCACAAUUGCAUACGAUGACUCACGCUGGUCUUUCGAUAUCCUUGCCAUUAAUCCAGACCUUGUCAUCCAUGUUGGUUCUGGGCGUUUUGAACUGCAGAACGCUUCAGGGGUCUAUCGACAACUGUAUUUGCCUACCUUUAUCAUCUCACGUCAGCCGUUACCGGCGCCAGUACCUUCGAGUAUCGCUUCCUGCUCCAUGGAUAUCACUGAGUCUGUCUUCGGUAAACUCCCUUCUUCCCAAGCAUGAAGAAGACGGGACCCAUCACAGUGAUUGGUGCUCGGAUCUUACACCCGAAGAAUCAACGAACAUCAUGAUCUCCAUGCUACGUCCGGUGCAACGGGAAUACCUCUCGACCUGGGGCUUUGGUCAUUUCGAACAAAUGGUGGGAGAGAGCGCAAGGGUCUUUUGCUUCGUCACAUUCCCCCGUGGCCUUUUUGGCCAUCGUCUUUACGCAUCAGACCCACCUGAGACACUGGAUGAAAAUACUAGUAUGAUGGUCAUGCUUGGCCAAGGAAAAUAUGAUGAAGAGGGUCGCGGCCUUCUUGUAUUCAAGGAAAAGAGCUCCGGACUUGGAGAAACCGGCAGAUACAUUGGUGUCUAUCUCGAAGCGGCAUUGGACAACACAGGCGCUUUGCAAGACUGGCCUCGAGCAUGCCGCGUAUUACCGUACUGGAAUAUCCGUGAUGGUCUCAAUGCAGGUACACAGUUCAACGAAAGCUUUCCGCCCAGUCAAGCAAGCUGGGUUGGGAAUACGAUGGCCUCAAUGAGGACUGUGGUACCGGUUAAACCCGCCUUCACGGCAUCAAUGAAAGUCGUGUUACUUGUGGAAAUUGUCUUCGACGUGGCCCAGCGUCGAGAUUCUCGAGAACGAAUGGGUUUUGUCACUAAUUCAUCGUAG